Malus domestica (apple) is the source of this 846-nucleotide messenger RNA. The record is from RefSeq and is a predicted model, not a curated record. NCBI's taxonomy places the organism in Eukaryota, Viridiplantae, Streptophyta, Magnoliopsida, Rosales, Rosaceae.
AUGGCAUCCAUUGGAAAUGAUUGUGUCAUGGUUAAUACUGUGAUGAUACUGAUGAAAGAUAUGCCUAGAACAAGUGAAGCUACUUUAUCCAAUCCCAGGGCUCCAUAUGAUGAGGAUGUGGCUAAGGUUUUACAGGCCAUCAAGCAAAUGGCUGUCCCUGCGCUUGAGGGCACAUCCGGAGUAGAUCGGAGGCUGAAAUUUUUGAAGGUUUUCAUUAGUCUGUCGCCCCCGCAGUAUGCAGGAAAUCCUGAUGAACCGUUAGAAGGGGCGGAGUGGCUUGCAAGGAUAAAGCAAUGUUUUGAUGUAAGUGAUGUCCCCGAUGACCUAAAAGUGGGGUUUGCCACAUACUGUCUUACUGGAGCGGCUCACCACUGGUGGGAAUUUGUUAAAAGGAUGCGUGAUGUUAAAUCCAUCACUUGGGCAGAAUUUGAGGAGCUGUUUUUGAAUAUAUAUUUUCCUCAAACUAUAAGCGCUGCUAAACGCGAAGAAUUUCUAGGGUUGAGCCAAGGAAACAUGACCGUUGCUCAGUAUGCAUCUAAGUUCCUUGAGCUAGCAUGGUAUGCACGAACUAAUCUUGUGAGGUCAGAUGAAUUUGCAGCAUCAGAGUUUCUAAGUGGACUGAGACCUUCCAUAAGACCAAGGGUAGCUCUAUUCAAUACUUAUGAUGGCAUGGUUGCAGCGGCGUUGAGAGUGGAACAAUCUUUGGAGGACAGCGAGGAAGAGUCGUUUGAGGAAGCUUCUGGUGUAGGAGAAAAAAGGCCAAGAAAGCAGUACAUUUGCCACCACUGCGGCGAGCCUGGUCAUAUUCGGCCUAAUUGCCCGGAAUUAAACUCGCGUGGUUUUUGA